CGUCACGUCGCUUAGAAGAAAAUAAUUUUCUAGAUGGGUAUUUUCUUCCAAAUGAAGUAGGUCGUCAUCAGGUAAUUGUAUUCCCAAAAGCAGAAUGGGAAAGGAUUCAGGACAAUCUUGGCAGCACAACUAGAGAAGCAGCACGCAUCCUCGCUGAGAAGAAAGAACGGGAAGAAAUGCACUUACGGUCCAAAGCUGCUGUAAAAGACUGGCCCAAUAACAUUAUGGGCCUGGCACAACAGAAACAUAAAGCCAAAAAAAUGCGUGAAGAAAGGGAAGAGGAAGAAAGAAAGUUACUUGAUUUGGAAGAAGAACAGUUCCAAGCAGCAAAGCGGAAAGAGGCUAUUGACCACGCAAAAACCUACUUAUACUACCAGAACGAAAGAGUGAAAGCGUUGCAUAGUGCACUUCUACUUACUGAGGUCCUAAAAGAACGAGAUGCUCAAGUUGAAUUUAAAAAGUCUAAGUCAGUUGUUAACAAAAAGAAGGACGAAGAAACAGAACAGGAACGUAAAGAAGCUGUUCUCAGAGAGCAAGAAAAGGCACAUCAGCGUUAUAUGAACCAACAGGCACUACACAGAGAUCAGCUGGAACAAAUAAAGGAGCGCAAGCAUCGGGCAGAUCUGGCCAAGCUAGAGGACAUACGAGAGGGGGAAAAAAUACAGAGAUUGAACCAAUUGUACCAACUGGAAAUUCAGAGAAGAAAGGAAAAGGAACAGGAGGAAAAAAUUGAACGCCAGCGGUUGUAUCACGAGCAUGUAAAUGACCAGAAAAUCAUCAAAGCAAUAGAGGAACAAAAACAAAUGGAAGAAGAUGAUCGGAUUAAAGCUCAUUUUAAAGCAAAGGCAACUAUUGCCAGGCUGAUAAAAGAGAAAGAAGCUGAAAUGCGUAGACUAGCACAGGAACGUCAGGACAAAAUCAUCAGCCAACUAGCUGUAGAAAUGAACAAGGCAUUAAAGAGGGAAGAUGAUCGUCUUGCUAGAGACAUUGCAAAAAAAGAAGCUGAGGAAGAAAAAAAAUGCAAAGAGAAAGAAGUAAAAGAAAAGGCAGCCAUUGAAUCUAUUGCUGAACAUAGAGCUACUGUGAUGAAGAUGAAAGUGGAAAAAGAGAAGGAGGAAAAAGCAGAGGGUAAAAAAGAACUCCAUGAAUUAAUGGAAAAGAACCGCAUCUACCUGGAAAUGGAAAAAGCCAAGAAACAAAGACAACGUGAUGCAAACAUGGAAGUACAGAAAAUCCAGAUCCAGCAAAUGGAAAAGCAAGCAGAGCUGGACUACGAUGCUCAGAGAGAGGCUAUUGCACUUUUUAAGGAGCAAGAAUUUCAGAACUAUGCAAAGCAAGUAAUUGAAUCAGAGUCCAAGACUACACAUCAUCUUUAUCCUCUUCUCAAAGCAUCCAAAGUUCCUGAGCCUGGCUUCCAACAGCAACAGGCUUUGAAGAAAGGACAGGACGCCAGCAAGAGGCGAGGUCGCUCCUGCGAGCUGCGGGCCAAGCAGCGGUUUUACCCCCCCGCAGGACAGAACAGCUGGAC
This is a messenger RNA of Eurypyga helias (sunbittern), 1528 nucleotides long. RefSeq names its product coiled-coil domain containing 173 (gene CFAP210). The transcript has 9 exons. The record is from RefSeq and is a predicted model, not a curated record. NCBI's taxonomy places the organism in Eukaryota, Metazoa, Chordata, Aves, Eurypygiformes, Eurypygidae. The annotation marks the transcript as partial.